This is a messenger RNA of Oncorhynchus nerka (sockeye salmon), 11797 nucleotides long. It is a transcript of the gene sdk2b, whose product is annotated as sidekick cell adhesion molecule 2b. Gene Ontology annotation, biological process: cell-cell adhesion. The record is from RefSeq and is a predicted model, not a curated record. The coding region runs from base 87 to 6818 and encodes 2243 amino acids. Gene Ontology annotation, molecular function: protein binding. NCBI's taxonomy places the organism in Eukaryota, Metazoa, Chordata, Actinopteri, Salmoniformes, Salmonidae. The transcript has 45 exons.
CGAUAACUCCGGGACGACUUGGUCAGCGGCACAACAUCUAUUCAGCGUGCCGGACACACGCUGUUUAUUUAGCCCGGCUGUGGACAAUGGCUGGAGUUUCGCCUGGACUGAGGUGGCGCGCCUCGUGGAUUUUAUUGUUUUCCCUGUUUAUCCACUACACAACAGCUCAAGAUGAUGUGCCGCCCUACUUUAAGACGGAGCCGGUGCGGAGCCAGUUGCACCUGGAGCGUAACAGGCUGGUGUUGACAUGUAUGGCGGAGGGGAGCUGGCCCCUGGAGUUCAAAUGGAUCCAUAAUGGCACUGAGCUCACACGGUUCUCAUUGGAGUACAGGUACCUGAUUCCCUCCCUGGACCGUUCCCAUGCUGGCUUCUACCGAUGUAUCGUCAGGAACCGUGUAGGAGCCUUACUACAGAGGAGGACUGAAGUACAGGUGGCAUUCAUGGGCAGUUUUGAAGAGGGUGAGCGUGCCCAGUCGGUCUCUCAGGGGGAGGGGGCGGUUGUUCCCGCUCCACGCAUCAGGAGCUUUCCCCAGCCGCAGGUCACAUGGUUCAGAGACGGACGCAAGAUUCCGCCCAGCAGCCGCAUAGCCAUUACCCUGGACAACACUCUGGUCAUCCUGUCCACGGUGGCCCCUGAUGCUGGACGCUACUAUGUACAGGCGGUCAACGACAAGAACGGGGAAAACAAGACCAGCCAACCCAUCACCCUGUCUGUUGACAAUGUGGGUGGUCCUGCAGACCCUAUCGCCCCCACCAUAAUCAUCCCCCCCAGGAACACCAGUGUAGUGUCAGGCACGUCUGAAGUCACCAUGGAGUGUGUCGCCAACGCCAGACCCCUGAUCAAACUCAGCAUCACAUGGAGGAAGAACAGGGUUCUUGUCACCAGUGGUCUGAGUGACUUCAACCGCAGACUGACCAUUAUCAGCCCUGUGGUCAGUGACUCAGGGUUCUAUGAGUGUGAGGUGGUCCUCCGCAGCAGCAGUGUGCCUUCUGUCAACGCUGGGGCCUACCUACAUGUUCAAGAGCCUCCCCAGUUUGUGAAGGAACCAGAGAAACACAUUACUGCCGAGAUGGAGAAAGUGGUGGAUAUCCCCUGCCAGGCACGAGGUGUGCCUCAGCCAGACAUUGUGUGGUAUAAGGAUGCGGUGCCCAUCAGUCCGGUGAAGACCCCGAGGUACAGGGUGUUGGUGGGAGGCAGUCUGCAGGUCAACGGCCUUCUGCCCGAUGACACAGGGAUGUUCCAGUGUUUCGCCCGGAACCUGGCUGGAGAGGUGCAGACCAACACCUACCUGGCUGUCACUAGCAUCGCCCCUAACAUCACAGCUGGGCCAUCCGACAGUACAGUGAUUGAUGGCAUGUCAAUCAUCCUCCACUGUGAAACAUCAGGAGCUCCCAGACCGGCCAUCACCUGGCAGAAAGGUGAGCGUGUCCUGGCCAGUGGUUCUGUCCAGCUGCCCAGGUUCACCCUGCUGGAGUCAGGCAGCCUGCUCAUCUCUCCCUCCCACUUAUCAGAUGCUGGCACCUAUACCUGCAUGGCCAGCAAUUCCCGGGGCAUAGACGAGGCUGCUGCUGACCUGUUGGUGUGGGCUCGUACACGUAUCAACACUCCCCCUCAGGACCAGAGUGUCAUCAAAGGCACCAAGGCCACCAUGACCUGUGGAGUUACACACGACCCCAGUGUCACCGUUAGGUAUGUAUGGGAGAAGGAGGGCUCGGUCAUCAACGCCCAGUCUAUCCCCCGUAUCCGGCUGGACUCUGAUGGUACCCUUCACAUCUCCCAGACCUGGUCAGGUGACAUCGGGACCUACACCUGCAGGGUCACCUCUGUAGGGGGCAACGACUCACGCAGCGCACACCUCCGAGUCAGGCAGCUGCCCUAUGCCCCAGAGAACCCUGUGUCUCUGCUGAGCUCCUCAGAGAAGAGGGCCAUCAACCUGACAUGGGCCAAACCCUUUGACGGGAACAGCCCCCUAAUCCACUACGUCCUGGAGGUCUCAGAGAACAACGCUCCCUGGGCUAUCCUCCUGGCCAACAUAGAGCCUGAGUCGACCGCGGUGACAGUCAGUGGGCUGAUCCCAGCACGCUCCUACCAAUUCCGCCUGUGUGCCGUCAAUGACGUGGGAAAGGGACAGUUCAGCAAGGAGACUGACCGUGUAUCUCUACCAGAGGAACCUCCCAGUGCUCCUCCCCAGAACGUGAUCGCCAGCGGCCGCACCAACCAGUCCAUCAUGAUCCAAUGGCAGCCCCCACCAGAGAGCCACCAGAACGGGAUCCUCAGAGGCUACAGCGUCCGGUACCGUCUGACAGGUCUUCCAGUGGACUACCAGAGUAAGAACAUCUCCAAACCAGACGUGACCAACCUUCUCCUGGAAGAUCUUAUCAUCUGGACCAAUUAUGAGAUCGAAGUGGCAGCCUACAACUGGGCGGGGCUAGGAACCUUCAGCCACAAGGUCACUGAGUGGACAUUGCAAGGAGUGCCGACUAUAGCCCCCAGUAACGUUCAGGCAGAGGCUGUCAACUCCACAACCAUCCGUAUCACCUGGGCCGCCCCUAACCCUCAGUUCAUCAACGGGAUCAACCAGGGAUACAAGCUGUUGGCAUGGGAGCCAGGUCAGGAAGAGGAGGUCACCAUGGUUACAGUGAGACCUAACUUCCAGGAUAGCGUGCAUGUGGGCUACGUGACAGGGCUGAAGAAGUUCAGAGAGUACUACACCUCUGUGCUUUGUUUCACUACGCCAGGGGAUGGCCCCCGCAGCCCUGCUAAAGGCCUUAGGACACAUGAGGACACUCCUGGGGCUGUGGGUCACCUGAGCUUCACAGAUAUCCUAGACACGUCUCUCAAAGUGAGCUGGAGAGAACCUGGAGAGAAGAAUGGAGUCCUCACAGGCUACCGUAUCUCGUGGGAGGAGUUUAACCGCACCAACACACGGGUGACCCACUACCUCCCCAACGUGACCCUGGAGUACCGCGUCACAGGGCUGACCGCCCUCACCACCUACACCAUCGAGGUGGCCGGCAUGACCUCCAAGGGUCAGGGACAACUGUCCUCCUCCACCAUCUCUUCUGGAGUACCUCCAGAGCUGCCUGGUCCUCCCACCAACAUGGCCAUCUCCAACAUCGGCCCUCGAUCCAUCACCCUCCAAUUCAAACCUGGCUAUGAUGGAAAGACCUCCAUCUCUCGCUGGCAGGUAGAGGCCCAGGUCAGUGUGAUAGGAGACAAUGAAGACUGGGUGAUUGUUCACCAGCUGCCCAACGAGCCUGAUGCCCGCUCCAUGGAGGUGCCAGGACUCAACCCAUACACUUUCUACAGGUUCCGUAUGCGUCAGGUAAACAUUGUGGGGACCAGUCCUCCAAGUCAGCCCUCCAGAAAGAUCCAGACCUUGCAGGCCCCUCCAGACAUGUCCCCCGCAAAUGUCACCCUGCGCACGGCCAGCGAGACCAGUCUGUGGCUUCGAUGGGUGCCCCUACCAGAGUGGGAGUACAAUGGAAACCCAGAUCUGUUGGGUUACCGGCUCCAGUACUCCCGUACAGGCUCCCAGGGUAAGGCACUGACCCAUGUGAUAGCUGACCGGCUGGAGAGGGAGUUCACUAUCGAGGACCUGGAGGAGUGGACAGAGUAUGAGGUCAGGGUUCAGGCUCUCAACGGUAUCGGGGCAGGGCCCUGGAGCCAGCCAGUCAGAGGGAGGACCAGGGAGUCUGUCCCCUCCUGUGGCCCUACCAACAUGUCAGCCUUCGCCACCACCUCCAGCAGUAUCCUGGUGCGCUGGUUUGAAGUACCAGAACAAGACCGGAAUGGACUUAUCUUGGGCUACAAGGUGUUGUAUAAGGAGAAGGACUCCGACUCGUCCCUCCAGUUGUGGACAAUAGAGGGGAACGCCAGCCACAGUGUCCAGCUGACUGGUCUGGGGAAAUAUGUCCUUUAUGAGAUCCAGGUCCUGGCCUUCACCCGCAUCGGAGACGGCAUGCCCAGCUCACCACUCAUACUGGAGAGGACCCUGGACGACGUGCCCGGCCCUCCAGUGGGCAUCCUGUUCCCUGAGGUCCGGACCACCUCAUUGCGUCUCAUCUGGCAGUCCCCGUCUCAGCCAAACGGCAUUAUCCUGGCCUAUCAGAUCACGUAUCGUUUGAACUCGAGCAACAGCAACACGGCCACAGUGGACGUGCUGAACCCGAGUGCUCGUCAGUACAUGGUGACGGGCCUGAAAAAAGAUUCCAUGUAUGUGUUCCGCAUCACAGCCCAGACACGCAAGGGCUGGGGAGAGGCCUCAGAGGCACUGGUGGUCACCACCGAGAAGAGAGCUCGCCCCCAGCCCACCAAUCGUCCCAUGGUGCCCCAGAAGGAUGUUCAGGCCCGCAGUGUGUUGUUGUCAUGGGAACCAGGCAGCGAUGGCCUCUCUCCGGUCCGCUACUACACCGUGCAGCUGAGAGAACUGCCCGACAGCAACUGGACUAUCCACUCUGCCUCGGUCACCCACGAGGCCAGCUCCUACAUAGUUGGCAGGCUGAAGCCCUUCACCUCCUACCAGUUUCGAGUGAAGGCCACCAAUGACAUAGGAGACAGUGAAUACAGCGAGGAGAGUGAAGCUAUCACGACACUACAGGACGCCCCUGACGAAGCCCCCACAAUCCUCUCUGUCACGCCACACACAACUACAUCUGUGCUGAUUCGCUGGCAGCCUCCGUCUGAGGAGAAGAUUAACGGUAUCCUCCUGGGCUUCCGGAUACGGUACCGGGAGCUCCUGUACGACCGUCUCCGCAGUUUCUCCGUACUCACUGCCAACAGCCCCUCUGCUACCUGGGCCGAGCUCACCUCCCCCUACAGCGUGCGAAACCUGAGCGAGUCCUCUCUCACCCAGUAUGAGCUGGAUAACCUGAGCAAACACAAGCGCUAUGAGAUCAGGAUGAGUGUUUAUAAUGUCAUGGGGGAGGGACCAACUAGCACACCACAGGAAGUGUUUGUCGGAGAGGCAGUACCCACUGCCCCACCCCAGAACGUGGCCAUCCAAACAGCAACGGCCACCCAGCUGGAUGUGACGUGGGAGUCUCCUCCAUUGGACACUCAGAACGGAGACAUCCAGGGCUACAAGGUGUACUUCUGGGAGCUCCAGCGUAAGAACGAGACAGAAAGGCUGCGGACCCUGUUCUUGCCAGAGGGAGGGGUCAAGCUGAAGAACCUGACUGGAUACACCACCUACAUGAUAAGUGUGGCCCCCUUCAACGCAGCUGGGGACGGGCCCCGGAGCCCCCCGACCAGGGGCCGCACACAGCAGGCUGCCCCCAGCGCUCCCAGCUUCAUCCACUUCAGUGAGCUGACCACUACUUCAGUCAACGUGUCCUGGGGUGAGCCCACCUACCCCAACGGCAUCCUGGAGGGCUACCGGCUGGUCUACGAGCCCUGCACCCCUGUGGACGAGUCUACCGUGGCCUGUGCCGACUGUCUUCACUCCCCCUCCCCCCCAGGCGUCAGUAAGAUAGUGACGGUGGACGUCAAAGGGGCCCCGUUCUGGAUGAAGAUCAAGGAUCUGGCUGACGGGGUGACCUACAACUUCAGGAUCCGGGCAAAGACGUUCACCUAUGGGCCUGAGGUGGAGGCUAACAUCACCAUGGGGCCUGGGGAAGGAGCCCCCGGCCCCCCUGGAGAGCCCUUCAUCUCUCGCUACGGCUCAGCUCUGACCAUCCACUGGGCUAACGGUGACCCCGGGAGGUCGCCUAUCACACGCUACGUCAUCGAGGCCAGACCCUCAGAUGAAGGCUUGUGGGAUAUCUUGAUCAAGGACAUCCCAAAGGAAGUGACGUCAUACACCUUCAACAUGGACAUUCUGAAGCAAGGGGUUAGUUAUGACUUCCGGGUCAUUGGAGUGAACGACUACGGCUACGGAUCUCCUAGUCCACCCUCAGCCUCCAUAUCUGCCAAAAAGGUGGCACCGUUCUAUGAGGAGUGGUGGUUCCUUGUGGUGGUGGCUCUCGUGGGACUCAUCUUCAUCCUUCUACUGGUCUUCAUCCUUAUCAUCAGAGGACAGAGCAAGAAGUACGCCAAGAAAUCUGAAUCAGUGUCUCCCUAUGUGUGUUCAUCAGGGAACAACUCUAACUGUAAUGCCCUGACCCAUGGAGAUAUGGUCAGCCUGGACGAGGGACGCUUCCCCGCCCUGGAACUCAACAACCGCCGGCUGUCCGUCAAGAACUCUUUCUGCCGUAAGAACGGCGUCUACACCAGGUCUCCUCCUCGGCCCAGCCCAGGCAGUCUAAACUACUCUGAUGAGGAUUUGAGCACCACCAAGUACAACGAUCUGAUCCCAGCUGAGACCAGCAGCCUGACCGAGAAACCAUCUGAGAUAUCAGACUCUCAGGUACCAACAGGCAGUGACAGUGAGUAUGAGGUGGACCAGAACAGACAGAAGACCCACUCUUUCGUGAGCCACUACAUCAGUGACCCAACCUACUACAACUCCUGGCGCCGCCAACAGAAAGGCAUUUCCAGGGCUCAAGCCUACAGCUACACUGAGUCAGAGUCGGGCGACCCAGAGCCCUGCGCCCCGCCACCACCCCUGCCCCCAUUGCCACCCCAGCUCACCUCCACCACCCCUCCUCUUAAGCUCCAGACCCAGGGUCAAGCCCAGGGCCAACCCCAGGGCCUCCCACCCCAGGGCCAAGGUAGUCUCUUCAGGCCUAAAGGCAGCCGGACUCCCACCCCCUCUCAGCAGCUCUCCACCUCCACCCCCUCCAGCCACUCCAACACCCUGUCCUACUGGCCCCCCAGCAGCCCCAGCCCCGCCCCUGGAUCUCGGGCCCCAAUUGCCGGGUUCUCUUCCUUCGUUUGAUGCAAAGAGAGGGAUCCGUGCUCCCUUCUGAAAACAAAGCCCACCCCGCCGCCCAAUGUGUGUUUGUUUAGAGAGUAAACACAAAACACACAACAAACAAACCCUCAAAGUCUAUCAUUUUCAUUUUGGUUUCUGUCAUGGCUGGUGUUAUUCAAAACAAUUAUUGCUUGUAUUUCUAUUUUCUUUUUAUUGCUGAGUUAUGUUUUAACGAACAUACUGUAUAGACAGGACAGAAGUUACAUACUUUCUUUCAGUACUUUUUUCCUCUUGUGUGCGUGUGCUGGUAUAGUUUUAUUUUCAUUUUUUAAUGACGACAGCUACUGAGACAGCUCCUUAGAACAUGAUAGUAUCUAUUUGCUUUUCUGUUAGUGUUGCUGCUUGAUCAAGUUGCAUGAGUUUUUUCUUUAAAUAUUAUUUAUUUUUAUUUUUCAUUGUUACACUUCUACACACAUUCAACAAGAGAAUAAUCUAGUUAGGUUCUGUAAAAAGUCAAGAUAUUCUUGUAAAAAAAUAUCUAGAAGACGAUAAAAGUGUCAUGGCGUCGAUCCACACUCGGAUAACAAGCACCAAGUGGGAUCCCAAAAUGGAGCCAUACUAGCGAAUUUGAAUGAUAGAGAGGCACAGGGUAUAGAAAGGACAAAGUGAUGAAAGUGAAAAACGAGGAGGGGGGGAAUUGAGGCCGAAAUGAGCCCACCGUUAUUCUGGUGGUUUUGAGAUGCCGGGGCCUGUCCAAUUUGGCCAAAGGAAGUUUCUGUCUUCAUGUGAGACAUGUUAGUGACCUCUGCCCAAAGAUCUAUGGACCAUGACUCUCCUUGGAAUCAGCUCUCUGGCGUGGCAUAGCCUAUAGCACAUGCACAAUUGAGUCUGACAGCAUUUCGAUGUCACAGGCAAGUCACAUCUCUGUGCCUCUGUGCUGUACGUACUAUACAAGGGCCCGGUCACCUGGCCAGGGAGGAGAUGGGAAAUGAAGUGAAAUGUACUAUAUGUCUAAAGAGAAAAUGUUCAGGUUGGUCUUCAAGUUUUGUUUUUCAAUGUCCUUCAGUGUAUCGGACAUGCAUUGAUUGAUUAUAAAUAGGGAUGAAUAUUUUCCGUAAAAUCUACCACUUUUCCUUCCCGACAAAAUUACAAGCCCUUCCCGGGAAUCCUGUUAUUCCCGUUCAAACCGGAAAUGCUAUUUUAAAGCAUAUAUUACCAGCAAAAAAUCAGACAGAGUUAUACCACUGUAAAUUGAUAAAUAUACACAGGAAUCUCACAGUUACUUGUUGUAUUUGUUGCAAUUAAACAAGUUCUCAGUCAAUACACUAAGUAUGUGAACCCUUUGGAAUUACCUGGAUUUCUGCAUAAAUUGGUCUUAACAUCUGAUCUUCAUCUAAAUCACAACAAUAGACAAACACAGCCUGCUUAAACUAAUAACACACAAACAAUUACACGUUUUAACGUCUUUAUUUAAGACACCGUGUAAACAAUCACAUCCUUUGGCAACAAUAAACCCAACCAAACGUUUUCUGUAGUUGCGGAUCAGACCUGCACAACGGUCAGAAGACAUCUUGGACCAUUCCUCUUCACAAAACUGUUUCAGUUCAGCAAUAUUCUUGGGAUGUCUGAUGUGAACCGCUCUCUUGAGGUCAUGCCACAGCAUUUCAUUUGAGUUGAGGUCAGGACUCUGACUGGGCCACUCCAGAAAGCUUGUUUUCUUCUGUUGAAGCCAUUCUGUUGUUGAUUUACUUCUGUGUUUUGGGUCGUUGUCCUGUUGCAUCACCCAACUUAUGUUGAGCUUCAAUUGGCGGACAAAUAGCCUUACAAUCUCCUGCAAAAUGUUUUGAUAAACUUGGGAAUUCAUUUUUCCGUCGAUGAUAGCAAGUUGUCCAGGCUCUGAGGCAGCAAAGCAGCCCCAAAACAUGAUGCUCCCUCCACCAUACUUUACAGUUGGGAUGAGGUUUUGAUGUUGGUGUGCAGUGCCUUUUUUUCUCCACACAUAGUGUUGUGUGUUCCUUCCAAACAACUCAACUUUAGUUUCAUAUGUCCACAGAAUAUUUUGCCAGUAGCGCUGUGGAACAUCUAGGUGCUCUUUUGCGAACUUCAGAUGUUCAGCAAUGUUGUUUUUGGAGAGCAGUGGCUUCUUUCGUGGUGUCCUCCCAUGAACACAUUCUUGUUUGGUGUUAUAUGUAUCGUAGACUCGUCAACAGAGAUGUUAGCAUGUUCCAGAGACUUCUGUAAGUCUUUAGCUGACACUAGAAUUAUUCUUAACCUCAUUGAGCAUUCUGCGCUGUGCUCUUGCAGUCAUAUUUGCAGGACGGCUACUAAUAGGGAGAGUAGACAAUUUGUCUAACCGUGAACUGAUGAACGUCAAGGCUUUUAGAGAUACUUUUGUAACCCUUUCCAGCUUUAUGCAAGUCAACAAUUCUUAAUCUUAUGUCUUCUGAGAUCUCUUUUGUUCAAGGCAUGGUUCACAUCAGGCAAUGCUUCUUGUGAAUAGCAAACUCACAUUUUUAUAGGGCAGGGCAGCUCUAACCAACAUCUCCAAUCUCGUCUCAUUGAUUGGCCUCCAGAUUAGCUGACUCCUGAUUCCAAUUAGCUUCUGGAGAAGUCAUUAGUCUCGGGCUUCACAUACUUUUUUCCAACCUACACUGUGAAAGUUUACAUGAUGUAUUCAAUAUCGACAAGAAAAAUACAAUCAUUUGUAUGCUAUUAGAUUAAGCACACAGUGUUUGUCUAUUGCCGUGACUUAGAUGAAUGACCAAUUUAUCCAGGUAAUUCUAAAGGUUUCACAUACUGUUUGACACUGUAUUUUAGUUGUAAUAUAGGCCAAUGAAGCACUGUUGGCCUACUGGUAAAAAUGUUAUGAGCUUAUACAGCCUAGUGAAAAUUAUAUUCAUUUUAGCCUACCAUUUACUGAAAGAUUUCAGCCAGCUUGUUGUUCCUUCCCUCUCCCCUUGUACCUGGCUAUCAGUGGAUUGCAGGAAGGUUGUGGCUGUUUUUACUUCAUGGUAAUCUGCUUAUUGUGGUGACUUGGUCUCAGGGAACAUAUCUGAUGCUGCACUAAACAAACAGAUAAGCAAAUGGCCGCAAUAGCGGCGGAGAUUCAGCACCAUGGACGGAGCCGCAGUUUAUAAAUUGCCCGCAAAUCUGACUUUAAAGCCCGUGACCUCGCUUUUGUUAGUGUAACAUCAUGGGAUAACAUUGCAAAUGUCUAUUUCCUCUUGAGCGCUAUUGCAGAAACAAUGUAUCAGUCGUUUUGUUAACCGUGAGAAGCAGUUUAUAUUUUGGAGCUUCUGCCAGUGCCACACAGCUAAAGUUAGGAGAUUUGUGAAUGUGAGAUGGAGACUGCCUACCAUAACUACGUUGAGAGGUCGCGUGUAGCCUGCUACAGUUUCAUGAUAGUCAACAAUGCCCGUUAAAAAUUAAAAGGCAUUUAUUGGGGACUUGUGUUGAGUAGACUAAAUUGGUAGGCUGCUUGUGUUGUGAUCCCUAGACUAAUGUGUGAAUGAAGUUGGAUAGUUAAAAUCCAUUUCAUGCAGAUAUUCGCACAUGACUAUUUUGUAUUCUUCCAAAGAAAUGAUAUAUUAUUGUUCCAGUGAUCGUAAUUUUUCUUCUCGAGAAUCGGGAAGGAGCUUGGUCGGGAAAUCCUGGGAUCCCGGAUUCCUGUGUUAAUCCCUAAUUAUAACAUAGUUAUUGUGAGAUCUGACACCACUUAAGAAUACAGACUGCUGAAUGGGACCUUACCAGGGUCUGCGGCACAAAUGACAACCAAUUCCCUACAUAAAUAAAUAGUGCAUAAAAUAGUGCACAUCCCAAAUGUUAUUACUACUACAGGGGCUCAUCAGCCACUAUGAGCCUUCCCUUGAUCUGACAGGUGGUGGGUGGGAAGACAUCUAAAAGCUCUACCUACCCUGAUGACCUAACCUACCCUGUGGAGUCACGACUCACUCACAACCCUCAUCAACAGACCGCCACCGCACAUGCCCAGUGGCCCACAACAACAACAUCAGACAGUGACAUUGUCCCGCUUCCACAUCAAACUAUAAAGAGUGGAAGUUAUAAAAACACAGCCAGCAUCUUAAGUGUUCUUGGAGUUCAAUGGUUCCUACAUGCGGGCACACAGAGAGUAGCAGGCUCAGACACUGGGGCCAUUUUUAAAAACAGACAGAAAAUAGACAGUUCCGCUGGUCUCCACAGAGUUUUCAAACCCAGAGUAGAUUCAAGGCAAGGUCUUAGCAUGUCAUUACUCCCACCCUGUGAAGGUGAUACUGACACUUUUUAUUUUAGUCAAAAAACUACUUUAUAUCGAAGGGGUGUUUCUGAUUUGACACCCCGCACGUGAGCAUAGCUAGCUAACGUCGCCAUGACAUCGCCGACAAACGUGAUCGGGGAUUUCUAUUGGAAGAGCCGUUUCUGGAGCUCUUCAUCUACAGGCCCUUUGGGAUCUCUCUCAUUUGGCUCAGGUGCUGCUCUCUGUUAGUGACAUCAUCAUGGGAAGUCUUUGAGCUCACGCAAAGAGAUGUCAUGGAAUGGAUUCACCUCUCUCUCUCACGUUGUGUAACAAUGAUGAUGAUGAGGAUGAAGAUGAUGAUGAGCGAAAGGCACAAUGCAGGUGUGACUGACUGUAAGUCCUACUUGAAUAUGAGACUAUUGUCUGUGCUGAUGUGUGAUUAUUGAUGAUAACACUUCUUCAACAUUAGCAUUAUCCACUGUGUGUCUGGAUACAAGAGACUGUACAGGAUGCCCAGGAGAAGAAGAGGGAGGGCAGGUAGGCACUGCCCACCUGGUGCCUGCCCUCCAUGGCCAGCUGAAAAGUCACAUACAUACAAGUACAGACUCAGUGUUGGUAAAGUCACAGUUUUAUCAUAAUUCGAAAAUUCUCAUCUGCUUUUUUCUCUGUGGGGUGUUUUCACUGUACGCAAAAUAAGCCUAUCAUUAUACUGAAUCUGAAUGGAUAUAUGAUCACGAUACAUUUCCAAAAUAAAUUAUUUUUCAAUGGG